CUAGUUCUUUUAUUCGCACACACAGUUCAGACUUCAGAGAGUCAACAGACACAAACCCAAAACCCCUUUCUUACACAAAUCUUAUGGUAUCCAAAAACCCGAACCCGACUGAGAGCUUUUACUUGGAUCCGAACGGAAUGGCUUUACCCGGACUCGGACCCUUCGCCCCGACCACCGCCACUAAUGCUACAACAACCACCACAACGGCGGCGUCGACUACGAGUUCGGCGGAGGAUCUGAGUAAGAAGAUCCGAAAACCCUACACUAUGACCAAGUCCAGAGAGAGCUGGACCGAGCCAGAGCACGAUAAGUUCCUCGAAGCACUUCAACUCUUUGACCGUGACUGGAAAAAGAUUGAAGCAUUUGUUGGGUCUAAGACAGUUAUACAGAUACGGAGCCAUGCACAGAAAUACUUUCUGAAGGUUCAGAAGAGUGGGACAAGUGAACAUUUACCUCCACCUCGGCCAAAAAGGAAAGCUGCUCAUCCAUACCCUCAGAAGGCUUCAAAAAAUGCUCCAGUACUCUCACAACUGGCGGGGUCUUUUCAAACAUCAUCUGGUUUGCUUGAAUCUGGGUAUGUCUUGAGUCCUGAUUCCCCUUCAAUGCUUAGGAGUCCUAUUACUAGUGCUGGCGUGUCUCCCUGGACAAAGAACACUGUGCAGACAGUUAAUGUACAUGGGACACAAGGGCCAGCUGUGGCAAAUAACAGUUGCAGUAGCACUGAAAGCACUCCAAGAGCACAAGCCAUUGCUGAAUCAACCGAUAAAGGGAAUCAUAAUCAUCCAUUGAGAGUUCUGCCUGAUUUUUCUCAAGUAUACCGCUUCAUUGGCAGUGUCUUUGACCCAAAUGCUUCUGGUCAUCUGCAGAAUCUAAAAAAGAUGGACCCUAUAGAUGUUGAAACGGUGCUACUGUUAAUGAGAAACCUCUCCAUUAAUCUGUCCAGCCCUGAUUUUGAGGAACAUAGAAGGUUGCUUUCAUCCUACGAGAUUGAUACAGACACAACUAAUUAUGGUAAUGCAGAAAAAGCCUUGUACAAAGAUCAACCCGAGACUGUUGCUUAGCUUGGCUAAAAAAAAUGAGAUAAAGAGUUUUGUUCUUACCUUGUUGGCUGUGCUUACGUUUCAUUAGUUUUGGCACAACCAAUAUCGAAAUUGCCAGGGGAAAGGGCAACAACCAGACAAGCUCCCAAGUUCAUAACUUUCAAUAACAGUCCUACUGCACUGGUGUGUGACUAGUUAUGUCUAUAGUGAGGCCAUUGGCUACAUCGUUUAAUAAUAUUAUUUACUAUUAUCGUGUCAUGUAUAUAUAUCUUUAAAGGAGAAAAAAAAGGUAUACAUAGUGCGGGAAUGUAUAGGUAUCGAUCUUGUUUUCUGAAGGUUCUCUCUGUACAGUGUUGUUUAUUGUUCUAAUCAAAGUUUUGACUUGAUUAAUGCACCGAUACCGUGCUAUAUCUUAGUGUAUGCCAGUGUAAUCCGCUUUUUGAAUGGUAGUUAUUCUUAAUUUGCCUUGUUUAAAA
This is a messenger RNA of Quercus lobata, 1516 nucleotides long. RefSeq names its product Homeodomain-like superfamily protein. Gene Ontology annotation, molecular function: DNA binding. The transcript has 8 exons. The coding region runs from base 84 to 1061 and encodes 325 amino acids. NCBI's taxonomy places the organism in Eukaryota, Viridiplantae, Streptophyta, Magnoliopsida, Fagales, Fagaceae. The record is from RefSeq and is a predicted model, not a curated record.